Toxorhynchites rutilus septentrionalis is the source of this 735-nucleotide messenger RNA. RefSeq names its product BLOC-1-related complex subunit 8 homolog. The transcript has 3 exons. Gene Ontology annotation, cellular component: BORC complex. The coding region runs from base 105 to 641 and encodes 178 amino acids. NCBI's taxonomy places the organism in Eukaryota, Metazoa, Arthropoda, Insecta, Diptera, Culicidae. The record is from RefSeq and is a predicted model, not a curated record.
GAAUAUAUGCAAAUUCGAGCCCACCGUGAUGUAAACAUUCAGUAUUUUGAUCCGUUCAGUUUUCAGCAGCUAAUUAAAUUUUAUUACAACAAAGUUUUUCAACAAUGUCCUCUGUAAACGAUCCUGAACUACACGUAAAAGCGAAAAAAACCACUGAGAAAAUCUCUGAAAAUAUGCAUAUUAUUGCUAAUGAGCCAAGUUUAGCGUUCUACCGAAUCCAGGAACACAUCCGGAAAGUCAUUCCCUUGAUUGUCGAUCGUAGGGCGGAAGUUUAUCAACUGCAGCAAGAUUUGCAGGGAAAAUGUUAUGAUAUGGAGUAUGCCAUUGGAGCUGUGAAAGAGAUUGAAGCGGCGGAUCAAUCGUUCAAAAAUGUACAGGAAGCACUGAAGAACGCAAUCUUCCUCAAGCAGCAGCUCAAAUAUGUGGAAUCACGCAGGCCAAAAAAGGAUUCGAAUAGCUCCGUUUACAAGCGAUUUUCGGCCCACAUAACGCUGGAUUUACCUGAGCUGCCGGACAUUUCCGGAGUUGUGCGGGAAACUACCAAUCGAGUGGAACAUAUGAUGUCCCAGGCGAGACAUUCUUCAAAUAGUUCUGGAACGGGGCCAGCCGAGAUGCAGCGCUCGUAUACUACGCUCCAUUGAGGGGGCGGCUUCAGAUUCCGAUUAGUCUGAUUAUAUUAUUAUUGCACCUGAUGACGAUUUAUUAAAUUAUUUUUACUUUUUGUUGAAUCCAUAA